AUGUCUUCUCGUCAAAACAAUAUAACCAAUGAAAUGCGUUUAGUUAACGAACCUCGGGAUGCUUUUACUGCUACUUAUUUGCUUCGACGACUUAAUAGUAUUGAACGUGAAUCAGUGGGUAAUUCAGCGAAUCUCUCAACAGCUUUGUAUCCUGUGCUCACAUCAGUAUCACGUGUUGAUGAAGAUAAUCCUCCUCAAGGAGUUAUUGAUAUUGAAGGCGAAUUGGAUAUAAGUCGAACAACAGUCGAAAUUCGAAGUGAAGAUGGUCGACAACAACUUAAUAGUUUUGUUACCAAUCGAGUUUCUACACAUUUAAAUGAACGUAUAUUAGGCGCGCCACGAUGUGUCAGUCGACCAAAGUCAUCAACUGUAGUUAAUCUACAAAAUCGUUCCAUUCUCGAUAUACGACCCGUGCCAGCACCGGCUCCAACAAUAAAUCCAAAACGUAUUACUGAAUCAUAUCAACACCAUCCACAGCGUCAACGAAUGACGAUGGGCAUAGGAAUACGAUCGAUGCCAUUGAACGAAAAAAAACCCGAUGAUCCAACAACCUAUCACGAUAGUUCAUCAAUGAGUAGCUCAAGAACUCUUCCCAUACGACCAGAUAACAUUCCAAUCAAUCUAGUUUCUCGUUAUGAAACAACGACAUUAAAUCAUUUGGCAACAUUAAAUAAAAUGCAGGCAAUCAGGAUAUCAAGUGUGAGAAAGUCAACCAAAAAUUCGAACAGCCAAUCGUUAUCCAUAGGCGUAGAAAGUGGUCAAAUGUUAACAAAAUUAACUUCCGAUAACGAUGGACACCACCAGAGACCUGUCAUAAGUUUUCAUUCAUUAAACUAUACAUUAAAAUCACAGCAAUGCUGUAAUAUCCUACCAAUGCCAUGUUUAAAAAAGAAACAACAAUAUAUACUUAAUAAUAUGAGUGGAAUUUUUAAACAAGGCAUGAAUGCCAUAUUGGGAUCGACAGGAAGUGGCAAAUCAUCUUUAUUGGAUAUUUUAGCCGAUAGAAAAGAUCGACAAGGUCUCGAAGGACAGGUCUUAAUAAAUGGAGAACCACAAGCAUCUGAUUUCAAAUAUCAAGUUGGUUAUGUUGUUCAAGAUGAUGUCGUUAGUGGAAAUUUGACCGUGAAAGAAAAUUUAAUGUUUUCAGCUAAUGUCAGAUUAUCAACAAAAUUAUCUUCCAGUGAAAAAAAUCAAAUUGUCGAUGAAGUUAUUGUACAAUUAGGAUUAGAAAAGUGUGCAAACUCAGUUGUUGGCACUGAAUUUAAACGUGGCAUAUCAGGCGGAGAACGAAAACGAACAAAUAUUGGAAUGGAACUUGUUCUUUCACCCAAUGUUCUCUUCUUAGAUGAACCAACGACAGGUCUCGAUUCAUCAACAGCUCGCAAUAUCAUGGAAUAUCUUCAUCAAUUAUCUCGAUCAGGACGUACAAUCAUUUUCUCGAUUCAUCAACCUCGUUAUUCAAUAUUCAAAUUGUUCGAUACUCUCUUUGUGAUUGCUGCUGGUCAUUGCAUUUAUCAUGGUCCAGCUAAUGAUGUUCUUCAAUUUUUCACAUCUAUCGGUUUCACUUGUGAACAACACGACAAUCCGGCUGAUUUUAUUCUCGACAUAUGUCAAGGUGAUUAUCGAUCAGCAUUACUAUCGACCGAAUUGUCAGACACGAACAAACCAGAUAAAAAUAAAAGUCAAUUGGCUCAAGAUUUACAUAACUUCUAUGUUCAAUCAUCCAUCUAUACUAAUAUGAAAAAACAAAUCGAUAGCAUGAAUUCUUUAUGCAAUGAUUCAUCAAUCGUUAUGCGCCUUAAAGAUCGAUUGCCAGAUAAAUCACGUCUACAUGAAAUUUUCUAUGUAUCACAACGAACACUUCGGAAUGCAUUUCGAAAUCCGGGUCUCAUCGGUGUACAGACGAUUAUGUCAGUAUUUUUAGGAAUAUUGAUUGGUUUAAUCUACAUGAAUACAGAUCGAUCAAUGGAUACUGGAUUAAAAAAUCGUAUUGGUGCCAUUUUUUUCAUUGCUACUAAUCAAGUAUUCAGCAGUCUAUCGGCACUCGAUAUUUUUAUUAGAGAACGUCAAUUAUUUCAACAUGAGAAUGCCAGUGGUUACUAUCAUGUAUCAACUUAUUUCAUAUCAAAAUUAAUCUGCGAUAUUAUUCCAUUACGAACGAUUCCAUCAGUUCUUUUCUCGGUGAUUGCCUAUUUCUCGAUAGGUUUUCAACAAACAGCUGCAAAAUAUUUUAUUUUCUUCUUUGGAAUUUUGGCUACUACACUCUGCUCAUCUUCAUUGUGUUUUGUUGUUUCUGCUAGUGUGGAGGUAUUUGGAGUUGCCAACGUCGUUGCAGCUAUGUUUUGUGUAUUAACAUUAGUAUUUAGUGGAUAUUUGGUCGAAGUCGACUCAGUUGUGAUAUUUCUUUCAUGGAUCAAAUGGAUUAGUAUAUUUCGAUAUUCAACAAACAUAUUCAGUAUUAAUGAAUUUAGUGGUUUGCAACUUUGUUUAAAAAAUAAUACAAAUAUUUGUCCACUUGAUGGCAAAACAAUUUUGAAAGAUCAAAAAAUUGAAUAUACAUCAGAAUGGGAUUUAUGGAAGAAUUUUGUAGCUUUAGCUGGUAUUAUGUUGGGUUUUCUAACUCUAACCUAUAUUCAAUUACGUCGUAUGAAGAAAACAAAAUAA
Rotaria socialis is the source of this 2664-nucleotide messenger RNA. The record is from the annotation of a GenBank genome assembly. Lineage: Eukaryota; Metazoa; Rotifera; Eurotatoria; Philodinida; Philodinidae.